Molecule: messenger RNA, 695 nt
Organism: Solanum verrucosum
Lineage: Eukaryota; Viridiplantae; Streptophyta; Magnoliopsida; Solanales; Solanaceae
Exons: 3
Coding region: 54-458 (134 amino acids)
Source: RefSeq, a predicted model, not a curated record
CCUGCCCGCCCUUUCAAAGACAGAAAGAGAAAGAGAAAGAGAGAGAGAGAGAGAUGAGAGGAGUGGGAGGGCCAUUGUUAUGCAUCGGCGAUCUGCUGAGUGACGUUGGAGAAAGCGAUGCCGGCGGUGAUCAGCUUCCGUCGCACCCAAUCAAUACACCUUCACCGGACUACAAUUCCAGCCUCCAACCCUCCGAUCUAAACAAGCUCUUUCAGGAAAAGUAUGAGCAGCUGAACAAGGCACUUGCUGGCACAGAUCAUUCAUGGACGCAUCUCACACUGGAGCUAUGCACUGCACUGGAGACUGCAAACAAGUUGGUCCACUCAACCAAUUCUAAUGUUGGCAUGUUGAAAGAUAAGGUUGAGGAGCUUUGGGAAGUCAUUAAUAGAAGAGACGCAACUAUUGAAGCUGCAAAAGCCUUUGAAGGCUCUCCAAAACAACCUGAGAGCAGUAAGUGAGGAUGUCUGAUCAAUUACCAAGUUGAAGGUCAGCAGUCUUGCUUUGCACUGGACUUAUCACUUCUAGCUUUUACAAGGACAUGCUUAGCCUGUUCUUGCUGUAAAUAUGCAUGAAUUAAAGAUAUUGGUACUGGAAAAACUUAAGCUGGAUUUGCUGCACCUGCUUCCCGGUCGUCCCUUGUUACAUUUUAUUUGUUACUUAUGAAGUCAUUUCACUAUGUACUCCUUAGUACUACU